This is a messenger RNA of Actinia tenebrosa (Australian red waratah sea anemone), 2561 nucleotides long. RefSeq lists its product as uncharacterized. Gene Ontology annotation, biological process: carbohydrate metabolic process. The record is from RefSeq and is a predicted model, not a curated record. Gene Ontology annotation, molecular function: hydrolase activity, hydrolyzing O-glycosyl compounds; carbohydrate binding. NCBI's taxonomy places the organism in Eukaryota, Metazoa, Cnidaria, Anthozoa, Actiniaria, Actiniidae.
CGACUCGCUCACCAGUCUGCAGUACCAAGGUGGCCAUAAGAAGAAGACCAAGUAUGUAUCGUCUUUCCAUUGCAGAAUCGAUAACAGCUCUUUGUUACAUAGGCGGAAAAACAUUAAAGAUAAACAAAUCAUCGAAAAUGACUGGGUGAGUGAUGCUUCGAUUCCCUAAAUGAGUGAUGGUGUUUAGCUAUUUAUAAGUCACGACUGCCUGCUGUAGGACACAGUAUCACAUACAAGGCAAAACCAGACAUCAAGACAUCAAAGACAACGCCGUUUUGCUACACUACUGGAUCAUAAGCUUAAGGCAAGAAGUGUCAACGAUGUCUUGUUCACUUAUGUUGGCCGUUCUUCUUGGGUUGAUAAGUGUCACAGCUGUGAGAGGUGAAACARCAAGCGCCAAACUCGAGCAGCAGUGGGAUUCAGGCUUCAAGAUGAACAUUCGAAUACAACUCCUGGAAAAAGUAACCGGAGGAUGGAAAAUGACUAUAAGAUUCACCCAACCAGCUCCAGGGCUCCAGAUAUGGAAAGCAAAGAUUGUAUUAGUGUCAAACGAUGCAAAGGUUUAUGAACUAAAGAGUAUGCCCUGGAAUUCUGACUUGGGAAAGUGCUCUAUUUUAAAAAUGGCGUUUCUAGCAAGUAAGUCGACAAAUGGAAAGCCAGCACCAGAUGCAUUUGUGGAGUUUCGAAGAAACACUCAUGUAGAGUUGAACGCAGCAGCAUGCUCAACGACAACAUCAGCACCAUCAACAACACCGACAACAACCACAGCACCCCCGACAACCACUACGCCAAUAACCAAGCUAACCAAGCCUACGACUAACGCUCCAACAACAUCCUCUCCAUCAAGUUCUUCACAACCAACAACACAUCAAACAACCAUGUCUCCAUCAACCACUGUCCAAAGGCAUACCACGACUUCAAUGCCAACGACAAGACCACUCACAAGCGUACCAACGACUUCCACUGCUACAACAUCACCAUCACCGUACAAUUACGACGAGGUUUUACAUGCAUCAAUAUUAUUCUAUGAGGCACAACGAUCUGGGAAACUCCCUGCAACAAAUAGAGUUCCAUGGAGAGGUGACUCCGCUCUUUCAGACCGUGGAAAUAAUGGAGAAGACUUGACUGGUGGAUGGUAUGACGCUGGAGACUUCGUCAAGUUUGGUUUCCCUAUGGCGUCUAGUGUAACUGUAUUAGCAUGGGGACUCGUGGAGUACAGAAAUGCCUACAAAGCUGCCGGAGAAUUGGAUAAUGCGUUGGACUCUAUAAAGUGGGCAACUGAUUACUUUAUCAAGGCUCAUACUGCAAAGUUUGAAUUCUAUGGACAGGUUGGGGACGCAGAUGUAGAUCAUGCUUACUGGGGYCGUCCYGAAGACAUGACCAUGAAGCGUCCUGGAUUCAAGAUCACCCGAAGCAAACCWGGCUCAGAACUAGCAGCAGAAACAGCCGCUGCUCUCGCCGCAACAUCUAUUGCCUUUGCGCAAACCAACCAAGGCUAUGCUAGUACUUUGRUGAAGCAUGCUGRGGAAYUGUACGAGUUUGCUGACAAAUACAGAGGAAAAUACAGCGAUUCUAUYACAAAUGCUGCAACCUUYUACAAGUCGCACAGUGGGUUCAACGAUGAGCURGUGUGGGGAGCCGCCUGGUUGUACAAAGCUACCAAGAAGCAAGCAUAUCUUGAAAAAGCUGAACGAUACUACACCCAAUAUGGCAUGAACAGUAAGCCUUGGGCUUUUUCAUGGGAUGACAAGAAGGCUGGAGCACAAGUAUURYUGGCAGAGAUAACAGGCAAGGCAACCUAUAMGAAARACGCYCAGACAUWCCUAGACAGUUGGUUACCAGGWGGAGACGUUCAMUAUACACCCAAARGGCUUGCAUGGCGAGCGCAGUGGGGUCCCAACCGCUACUCUGCAAACACAGSAUUUCUAGCRCUAGUCGCUGCUAAGCUGGGGUUGAAACCGCAGACCUACCGCGACUUUGCAAGAAAGCAGAUCCAUUACAUGCUUGGAGAUAGUGGACGCAGCUUUGUCGUUGGGUUUGGCGUUAACCCUCCACUUCGACCCCAUCAUGCUUCCAGUUCCUGUCCAUCCAAACCCGCAUCGUGUACCUGGAAUGACUUCAACAAUCCUGGCCCCAACCCACAAACCCUUACRGGCGCAUUAGUAGGUGGUCCUGAUAAGAACGAUCAGUAUGAAGAUAAGCGGUCCGACUACAUACAAAACGAGGUCACUACUGACUACAAUGCUGGAUUCCAGUCAGCCAUUGCAGGGCUGAAGGAUUUAGAAAUACUAGUAUGAACAUAGGAAUAUAGUAUCUUUCAUUAAUCAGGCUAGCAGUUUUAAUUUAGACUAGAUAACACUAGUGACGCACUGUGCACUUUCGGAAAAUUACAAUCGACAAGAAUGAAAACAUCAAACACUCGUCAAGCUCGCGAUUUUCAGAGGUAAAUUGAUGAAUGGUUUGCAUUCUUGGAUCUCAGAUUAAAGAGAAAGUUCAGUCUAUAGCAUAAUUUAGUCAGUUGAAAAAAUUGCUAUAAAAUAAAAAAAGUACCUCAAAAGUAA